Messenger RNA from Umbelopsis ramanniana AG, 496 nucleotides. RefSeq lists its product as uncharacterized. The record is from RefSeq and is a predicted model, not a curated record. The transcript has 2 exons. Lineage: Eukaryota; Fungi; Mucoromycota; Umbelopsidomycetes; Umbelopsidales; Umbelopsidaceae. Bases 55 to 255 code for a protein of 66 amino acids.
GUCGUCACACACGCUUUCAAUCUUUCCUCUUUCCCUUUUCAUCAGCUGCCGAAAAUGAUGCUCUAUAAGCUGGUUGUUCUCGGCGACGGAGGUGUAGGAAAGACCGCUUUGACCAUCCAGGUAGAUUAUCAGAUAGCCCAUUUCCUGUUUGGACCCGUACUUCACACACAAAUGCCAGUGGAGGGCAUAGUAGUUCGAAAUACGAUACGAACUAAAUCAGACCCAAUCGACGUAUUGGCUAAUUCACAAAGCUGAUUGCCGUCGAGAAACUUCGAGUUUUAUUCGAGUCCCAUCGACAUGAACAGUAUUAUAACGUCUAUUACCAAACGACAGACCCGCCCAUCGUUUAUAUGAAAAACUGAACACAGCUGCGUUCUGUCGUUGUCGCCACCGAUUUCAAAUAAUGUUUUGUAUGAUUAUCAGUAUAUCUAACCAUCCUUUUGUUUUUUAUGUAUUUGUCAUAAAUUUUUACAGCUAUGUCUUAAUCACUUCGUAG